CCGUGACGUGUGAUUUGCGUAUUUGUGGUUCGUGGUAGUUUUUUCAGUGCAUUGAAAAGCAAUAAAAAUCAUUGUAAAAUCAAAUUCGUCACGCAGUUUUGUGAUUGCCACAUUAAAAACCGUUUAACCAAAUGAAUCAUUCGUAAAGUUGGGCUUCUUUGUUCGAAGUUGUCUUGCACCGAGAAGUGGAUUCUCAAAGAGGAGUGGUGCAGAUCAGUGAAAAGGUUAUGCCACUCCGCAACUGCUUCAAGUGUGAGAUACGCAGCAGAUAGCUGCGCCAUGCUGUGUAAUUGUGUGUUUCUCGCUUCAAUGAAUGACGGAUGCUGUUGGUAGAUGUGAUGUUCAAUAUAGAGUGAGCUUACCGUACCAGUCCAGCUGUUGGAUGGAAACGUAAUUUCUAUUGAACACGGCAAGUUUUGGAACAGUUUGUUGAAACGAUUGAAACGCCGUGUCUGGCGUCUUAAUAUCUUUCGCCACGUAAUUAAUCGUAAAACUCUUAAUAUUCACCGAUAGAUACUUGGCAUGGAAACUUGUAAACUAGAAUUCUACGUACCGACUUCAAGAAAAAACCAAAUAUAUGUUACUUAGUUUUCAAUCGUAGGUCAGCUUGUGGUGCAAGAAUUCAUGUAGUUUCAGCACUAAAUGUACUAAAGCAUAAAUAAGCCCAUCGCUUUUAAUUACACCAGCUAAGCAGAGAGCAAUCUGUGCUAGUGAAUGAAGCUCUAGCUCCCUCUCAUUCGAAUCUGGUGUAGUUUCCUCUUCAAUCCUGACGGAAUCGGAGCAAGGUGUCUGCUGCAAAAGUGUUGUGCAGUUUCGAAAGUAAAAUGUGUGCAAAUAAGGAAAAUAGUGAAUAAAAUCUUCAAACACAAAUAAUAGCGGUAAAUAGAAAGCACUCGUUAGUAAAAAUCGUGUGAACGCACAAAAAAAUUAACAAUAAUUAUUAGUGCUACGUAAGUGUACGAUCCUGACGCUAGACAACGUUUAGCAAAAUUAUCCAUCUAAUUACAACAAAUCUGUCUCGAGCUGUUCCAUAAUUGUCAGUUGGCUGGGAUAUGGAAACAAUAAUUAUUGAAUAAACUCUUGUUUCUGCUCGAAAUAAGUCCAGAAUGAGAAAAGUCUUGUCUUAAACCGGAGAAGACUACUUGUGUCCGUGUUGACGAAGGUGACAGUGAUAGAGAAGACGGUGCACAAAUACAUUUGCAGCUAGAGGCCAUUCGCACUUUUCGGUGUUUGACAUCAACUUGUUCACUUCGUACUAGCACUGCGCCCCUUGUGACGUCUAAAUUAAGAAGAUAAAUCGUUCACGAGAAUUGUGCAGCAGCACACGUAGCGUUCGCAGCUCUUAGUGCCACCGAGGCGAUUUGUUCGUACGCGCGUAUAAAUUAUUCGGAGGCGCCUGCAAAUUGCUGGUGGCCCUGGCAGUCAUCGAAUUCGGUUGGAAGUAGUAGUUACGUACUCAGCGCUUGUUUGGGCAACGAGUCGGACUUUGUAGACUGUAACAUCACCGACGAAAACGGUUCACUGUGCGGUGCGUGCGGAAUCAAGGGUGAUUUACAGACAGGUGCGAAACUAGCCGGCUCAGCAAUGGUGGUACUGUAGAAUUUCUAUUCCUCAAGGGUAGGGUAAAACAAGCUCACCAAAGUGAACGUGUGCGAUAGUAAUCGAUAGUCUGUAGCUGAAUCGGUGUUUUCAAGGAAUAAGUUGCAAAUAUCCGCUCAAUAAAAAGAAUAAUUCUUAAUUUAGUAGUGCAAUUCGGGUUUCGAAAUGUUUCCUAAUCGCGAGUGAAUGAAGUUGUCCAGUUUACGCAAUUUCCACACCAGCCGCUCGACUAGCGAAUAAAAAGCCAAUUUUGAUAUUUGCGGAUGAGUGCUUAAUUAAACACACGAGCGAUUUGCAACUCGGUAGCGAUUUUUCUAGCCUCGUCGAAGCUAGAAAGAAGCACACACACACCAGAAUACCAAGAGAGCAAAUGUUUACCGAUUCCAUCAUCGAGUGAAGAUAAUCGUUCGAAGAUUAGAGCAAAUCAGACGCCACAGUGAAAGAGGCGGCAUCUGGAAAUUGAAAUUUUCAUGCCGCCGUUCGGAGUCUGAAGCCGUCAUCAUAUUUCCCCUCUGCUCAGCCUCCACUCCUCAACGCAACGGAGUUCGCAAACAAUCCACACUGAUACGGCUUCGUCACAGUGUACGGGGAGCCGUUUCAGUGGGGUGAACAAACGUGUCACGGGUUACAGUAGAGACAAAAGUGCUGCGCAACAUCAAAGCGCGAUCGGAUUUUUUCGUGGGCGAAAUUUUACCAACAAAAGGCCGUCAACCUGGAACUCAUGGAAUUAGAGAAUAUCGUGGCCAAUACGGUCUACCUGAAGGCGCGCGAAGGCGGAUCAGAUAGCAAUAAAGGCAAAAGCAAAAAAUGGCGCAAAAUCCUGCAGUUUCCACACAUAUCGCAAUGCAUAGAUCUCAAAAACAAAAUAGAUGUAAGUUACGGUUACGUAGUUGAUCAGCAACCAAUUGGACGUGAGCUGUUUUAUCAGUUUUGCAAAGUCAAACGGCCACAGUAUUUCCGGUAUAUCUCGUUCCUGGAUGACGCCUCAAAAUAUGAAAUUGCGGCCGAUGAGAAUCGCAUCGAUCUGGCGUACGAAGUGGUCAAACGAUACCUGGGUCUGUGCGUCGAUAGCAGUCAUGUAACCGAGGACAGCGGCGGCGGAGGUGGAGGUGACGGAGAUGAUGGGAAAUGCGAUGACGACAGUGGUAUCGGUGGAGACACUAAGAAAAUCAGCAACCACGAUGAUCAAAUCGACAAAAAGAGCUUAACUGGGUCGAACUCAUUGUCCAAUCCCGCUAACGCCAUUACCACCGCCAACAAUAGCAGUCAGAAUGCGGCAACCAAGAAAACCCACGGCGACGACGAUUUCGUGCUGGACGUCCUGAACGACGACAUUGUCGCACAAGUGCGGAGUAAACUGUCCACUUGUAGCAAAGAACUGUUCGAAGCGUCAAUCAGCGCAGUCAAAACAUUCCUAGAAGGAGAGCCUUUUCGGGAAUUCGAAGCAUCGAUGUAUUUUCACAGAUAUUUACAAUGGAAGUGGUUAGAAGCGCAGCCAGUUACUUACAAAACCUUUCGCAUGUAUCGGGUCUUAGGAAAAGGUGGAUUCGGCGAGGUGUGCGCAUGUCAGGUACGUGCCACCGGCAAAAUGUAUGCUUGUAAAAAAUUGGAGAAAAAGCGCAUCAAGAAGCGAAAGGGCGAAUCUAUGGUGCUCAUUGAAAAACAAAUCCUCCAGAAAAUCAAUUCCCGUUUCGUCGUGAACCUGGCGUAUGCCUACGAAACUAAGGAUGCCCUUUGUCUGGUGUUGACGAUUAUGAAUGGAGGUGAUCUUAAGUUCCACAUCUACAAUAUGGGCGGAGAUCCGGGAUUCGAGUUAAACCGUGCACGGUUCUAUGCGGCUGAAGUAGUCUGCGGGUUGGAAAACCUUCACCGGAUGGGAAUCGUAUAUCGGGACUGUAAACCAGAAAACAUUCUCUUAGACGAUCACGGUCAUGUAAGGAUAUCUGAUUUGGGCUUGGCUGUAGAAAUUCCUGAGGGCGAAAUGGUUAGGGGGAGGGUAGGCACCGUAGGAUACAUGGCUCCCGAGGUCAUUGAUAAUGAGAAAUAUGCCUUUUCGCCCGAUUGGUUCAGCUUCGGUUGUUUACUGUAUGAGAUGAUCGAAGGACAAGCUCCGUUUCGUGCCCGCAAAGAAAAGGUUAAACGAGAAGAAGUGGAUCGAAGGGUCAAGGAGGAUGCUGAAAAAUACUCACACAAAUUUAGCGACGAUGCCAAAUCUCUGUGCCAACAACUACUAAUGAAGGCUGUCAAAAAUAGACUGGGUUGCCGAAGUGGGCGCCAAGGUGCACGUGAAAUCAAGCUGCAUUCAUUCUUCAACAGUAUUAACUGGAAACGGCUGGAGGCGGGUUUGGUGGAACCACCUUUCGUACCGGAUCCUCAUGCAGUUUAUGCCAAAGAUGUGCUCGAUAUUGAGCAAUUUUCAACGGUAAAGGGAGUUAACUUGGACGCCACCGAUGAAAAUUUUUACUCGAAGUUCAACACCGGGUCCGUGUCUAUACCGUGGCAGAACGAAAUGAUCGAAACGGAGUGUUUUCGGGAAUUGAACGUAUUUGGCCAGGACGAGUGUCCCACACCAGAUUUGCUGAUUAAUGCCCCGCCGGUGGUUGAAAAACCGGGAUGCUUUCCAUUCCGAAGAAAGAAAAAGCAAUCUGCCCGAGAGAAACCGGUCCCAUUCAAUGAGAAAUUGCUUUCAUCUAGUCAAACCACUGUUACAAUCAGUCAAGCGCAGGACGAAAGCUGAUAGUACACUGUUGCUAGUCGACAGAAAGCGUCCGAACCGCAGGCAUCCACUGGCGAUAGCCUAAACAGCAAACAAUAGCAUCGGCACAAAUGAGAAUACACUUCACUAAUAUGAACUAAUUUGAACCAGCAACAUUUUGCAACUGCUCGAUUACUAAUUGCGACAAGCAAACAUAUGUUUAAAUUAAUCCCAGACGCGUUGGCUGUAAGAAGCUGAGUAGCAACUAUGCAAUAGUACACAGACAGGAAGCUGCUUCAGAUUUAGCUCCCAUUUUACGAAGGGCAAUGCAGUCUGCAUUUUUUAGCGGACCGCAACUAGGAAAAGAAGUAGUUUCCUUUCUUAUGGUGCAACCACAAACCUGUCGUAAUGGACGAAGAGUGAAAUCUUGGAAUAAGAAAUUUUUAAAGCGUUACUUUUAAUCACUCACACGCAGCAAUUAUUUGUUAUUUAUUUUAACAAACAGUUAGGAUGUUAUGUUCUGUAUAUUUUUGAUUUAUAAGUAGUUAAAUAUUUCUUUUUUCCCAAAUAGAGUUUAGUAGUAUUUUCAAACGAACGUGAUUUUUAUUUAAUAAUUUAGUGGUAGUAAAAUAUCAACAAUUGUACAUUGCUGCAAUGUAUCUAUAAAUUUUAUGAAUAGUAGGUUUAAAAUAAAACUCAUAUGUGUUUUGCGCAAGAAUCUUCAGAGAAACAAAGCAGAAAAUUGCAGUUUCUUAUCAGUCAAGACUGGUGAGAAAUGUGAUAGUAAAUAAAAAUGUAGCUUAUUUUUUUCGAGCAGAAAAGUGUAAUUAAGGAAAGGAUGCUGUUUUUAUAGGAAACUGUAAGCGAUACACAGAUAGUACUCCGGGCUCUUGGAGGCCAAGAAAACAAAAUUCUACUUCUACUUAGCUAACACAAAAUCGUGCAAUCAUAAGAAACAGUUAAAUAAGCCACAAAGCAUUGCACAACAUCACUAAACUUUACACGCCAAGUCAUAUUGAGCGCAAUUUAGUCAUACUCAUCGAAUAGAUAACUUUUCCGCUAAAUAUAUAACACAAGCUUGAAGGCACGCACAUAAAUUAAAAUACACGUUUGUUCUCCGCCUAACUAUUAUAGAAGUACCAAGAUAUCCGAGAGUCGAUGAUUACGUUUUUGACAUCUAUUUCUUGUUGAAAAAUUAUACUUUACCAUUAGUUUUUUUCGGAUUGUUUUUCCAUUUGUGAAAAUUUAGGUGAAAAUUUCAGUUCUGUUUCAGCUUCAAUUAGCUUAUGCUAAAUGCUUUAUGAAACAUAAACUUUUUAUGUUCGAUUGUUUAUUUAGGCUACAAUAUGUGUAAUGUAAUGGUAUGUUAAUAAAAUUUUUAUUUCAAUGGUUGUGUUCUCUAAUAUAUUGAGAAUACAGGAAGAAUCUGAUGAAUAUAUGCAUUUACUCAUGUCAUGAAUAUUGUUUAAAAAAAAAUCAGCGCAUUUCCAGUAAAAUGCAAUGGUAGUUCUUACUUAUGUAUAGUCAUUUUUCGGUUGCUUUUAAACGAUUGAAUUAGUGGUUCAUUUUUGCAAAUAGGACAGUCCAUUUAUUUAUUUAUUUCGAUCUCAAAUUACAGGUUUGACGCACAUAAUUGAAUUCGUGUUGGUGGUGUUGAUAAUAUUACACAUGUUCGUGCACAACAAGCGGACUAAUUUCGAUUUUAUCGAUUUUAUUUUUUACUCUUCCUGUCUAAUGCGAGUAGAGGUAUGCUGUGCGCUUCCAAAUUUGGUUACACCACGAUAAAAUGAUGAAAAAUUUGUACCUUUUUCAAACAUUUUGCGCAUUUCGUUGAUGAAAUCUGCAAAGUCUCCUGGACUAUCACCCAACAAAGGUGUCUAUUUGGUAACGUUGCUAUUGUUUUCGUUUCAUGAUUUGUGAUAAUUAAAGGCAUUUGUACUAAAUUUUAAAUGUCUUGGAUGCUAAUAUUCCAGAUUCGAAUUGAGCACAAUUACCGUAUGAUUUUAUUGUCUGUUAUUUUGUUAAGAUUUGCAACAUUUGUCAAAGUAAAAGAAAUCUAUAAAUGUGACAUCCAUUUAGAAAAACACAAGGUUUUAAAAAAAUCAGUAACCUUGCCGAUAAAAUAACAUAUAAUCUGCUAAUCGUUAUAUUUCCGAUUCUGAUGUCACGAUCACUGUAAUAAAUUUAUAUAAUGCGAAUGGAUAAACGAUAUUGGUAGAAGAAAAAUCUUAGUUUUUCGCACAAAAUAAUCACAAAUUUAAAACAACGCAGAAAAGAUUAAAAAAAUAUAGGCCAAACGCGUGAUAAGGAAAAUCUGCAUAACUAGAAAGUGAAGCAAAUUGUAUAAUAAAACACAAAUUACAAAAUCAAUUUCGAGAUUAUGUGUAUUGAUAACAAAGGCAGAAAAUAUUGCUUAUAUCCAUCUGAUAAUCAUUAGUAUGCAAACAAAAGCGGAAAAAUAUUUAUAACUAUUAGCAACAAGCAGUGAGCAGUAUUAGAGGCCAUUUUAGAACUCAUAAAUCGUAUAGCGAACUAAAUCGAAGGAUAGAAAUGUCAACUAUUCAUUAAAUGCGAUAAAGCGACAAACAAACGCAGCAGAUACACAAAAUGAGAAAGGUAAGCUCAAAAACACAACUGACGUUCCCACAUGAAAUCAAACACUCAAUUUUUGUAUAUUGAAUAUUGAUGGUUUUGAGAGAUCGAAGAGAGUUUUAUACCGUAGCUGAAUAUACCUAUUUACUAGUCUCAACACUUGUGAAGAAAGUAAGAAAACGCAUCAAAUGUCGUACUAGAACGACUAGAUAUUCCAAAGACAUGAACCCGUUUCCCGUAUAAAAUAGCCAUGUUCUCAAGCAACUUCUGGUGGCAGAUGAAAAACAACGUCAUAUUCGUUUAGUAUGAACGAAAUAAUAUCUAUGAGCUAGCUACUAACGACAACAAAAAUAUUCUUGGAAUUCACUGCGGCAUUAUAAUGAAAAUAAAUAUAAUGCUAUAUUAUUCUGCCAGCUAAUUUUCAAUCUCGAAGUAUAUUAUUGCCAAAUGAUAUAAAAAAGUCAUUUCUGUCAAUCACAAUAGCCAAUUAAAAACAAUCCUGGUCUAUAUAGGUUUCACCUGCAAAAUAAAACGAACCCGAAAAUAGAACUAGGUAACCAGCAAAACAAUUGUACAACAUGGCGCAACUAUGCCAAUUGUCAUCUUUCGUUACUACUCGUGAUUAUUCUUUGAAUGUAUCUGUAGAGAAAAAAAAGUGCAGUAGGAGAUACACUAAAGAUAUCUAUAGUUGAACGUAAUAGAAAUACUAACUUAUUGACUACGGACACAUUUUAAAUCUAACAGAAUGAAAUGAACGGAUUACUAGCAAGCGUACGUUUAAAAAAAUGAUAUGUAUAUUUAAGUAUCUAGUAAAAUGUAACUGAAAUAA
This is a messenger RNA of Sabethes cyaneus, 7715 nucleotides long. It is a transcript of the gene Gprk2, whose product is annotated as G protein-coupled receptor kinase 2. The transcript is spliced from 12 exons. Gene Ontology annotation, molecular function: G protein-coupled receptor kinase activity; ATP binding. The coding region runs from base 2321 to 4336 and encodes 671 amino acids. Gene Ontology annotation, biological process: signal transduction; protein phosphorylation; regulation of signal transduction. The record is from RefSeq and is a predicted model, not a curated record. Gene Ontology annotation, cellular component: cytoplasm. NCBI's taxonomy places the organism in Eukaryota, Metazoa, Arthropoda, Insecta, Diptera, Culicidae.